Molecule: messenger RNA, 3710 nt
Organism: Pseudomassariella vexata
Lineage: Eukaryota; Fungi; Ascomycota; Sordariomycetes; Amphisphaeriales; Pseudomassariaceae
Product: Hamartin protein-domain-containing protein
Exons: 2
Coding region: 472-3387 (971 amino acids)
Biological process (GO): regulation of cell cycle; negative regulation of TOR signaling
Cellular component (GO): TSC1-TSC2 complex
Source: RefSeq, a predicted model, not a curated record
CUUGCUUAAAAUACUUCCAGUGUGUAGCUUCGCUUGAGCACUCCACCACCAUCGAAACCAAUUUUUUUACCAAAGUCAAUCGAUUUGUGACUGAACGUAAUGUUAGACCUUGAGUGCAAUUUCCCAAGUUAAGCAUACACAACUCAUCAUCGAUGAAUUAAUUGAUGUCUGUCUUGGUUACUUAGUACAUUGGCGGGGAGAAUAACGGGGAGCUUGAUAGGCCGCUGAUAUCCAUUCAGGGAUCCGUGCGCUAUCGGCAAUGAGGGGGAGAUUUUGAUUCAUCAAUCCAUUCUCCAGCAGCAGUCAAGUGGAUGCAAACGAAUAAAGCUCUCCAGCUCCCCAUCCUCACUUCAGCUUCCGAACCUUCAGGAAUUAUCCAGCUACCACCUGAGCGCCGAUAUUCCAACACCUGCCUUUAGUGCGACGAUCACUCCAUCUUCACGGCCAGCGGCUAGAGCGGCCGAGCCAGCCAUGGCUUCCGCACCGUCACUUAAGGAGCUCACCAAAGCCAUCAGCACCGCCAUACCCACAGCUAGCCUCCCCCUACCCGAUGAUCUCGUCGAGAUACUCGAAGGAUAUCUCCGUAAGCAUGAGAAGUUCGACGAAAGCAUUUCCGACAAGCUCAACGACGAGCUCCUCACAAUAUACCAAAAAGAGGUCGCGCACUUUCCUGCACGCUAUGUGGCUUUUCUCAACAUCAUUCGCCGCUUGCGGCCGCUGGUCGGGCAACCCGAGAAGAUCUUACGUUGGUGGGAUUUGUGUCUGCCAGUGUUCGCGCACCUGAACAAGGAGAAAGAUCUUGCCUCGGAGAGCCAGGCCGUCGUGCUCGACAUCCUUACGUCUGACGACACCAACGAAGCGGAGGGACCCAACAGCGGCUCUGGAAAGGCUUUGGCUGAAACCGUCUUGACCAUGUGGGUGCGAGAUUGCAAAGUUGCCGGAAGAGGCGAGGAUGCGCUGGAGAAUUUCAAGGAGAAACAGCUACGGGAAACGCUCAUCAUCUAUGGGAAGAAAAGGCCCAAGGACUUCAUGACCAUGCUGGAUAAGUGUAUGGUCAAGCAAGAGUGGCGGGUACGCGCUCUGUAUCUGAUGGCCGACUUCAUUCAGCACCAACCGCCGCAUCUUCACCAGGUUCUUCACACACCUCUGUUCGGAACAUUGAUCAAGUGUUUGCAGCUGGAUACCUCCACCACCAUCGUGUCUUUGGCCCUGACCGUACUGACCAUGGUGCUUCCGCACAUGCCGAGUUCACUCGUCCCGCAAUUGCCCACGCUGUUUAACAUAUACGCGCGGCUACUGUUCUGGGAACGAGAGCUAUCUGCAACCGAGUUUGGCCUCGAGACGGAGACGGAACGAAGACUGCCUUCUAACAGUGGUUCCUGGGAGAAGAGAGUGUAUUCUCCGGAAUUCGACGAUACUGCCAUCCCACAUCUACUGAACUACUUCACCAUUCUGUACGGGCUGUACCCCAUAAACUUUAUGGACUAUAUCCGGAAACCCCAGCGAUAUCUUCGUCAUGCCGAGGUGCCCAAUGCCGAUGAUAUCGAGAUACAACCAACGGAAAUACGGCACGCAUCUGAGCGCUUUCGACAGUGCCAUCUGCUGCAUGAGAACUUUUACACUCUGACCAUCGAAUCCGAGAGGACCGAUUUUGGCAGAUGGAUUAAAAGUGAACCGGCCGAGGUGGUUGCUGAUUGCAUGGCUCUGUGUCAACCCACAGAGCCUGCGCCCAUGCCUGGAGCCCCCAUUCUGUCCGUUAAAGACAAUACUGAUAGAGAUGGAUACGAAUCAGCGUUGCUGAGUAGUUCGUUUCCUGCUGGGCUAUCUCUCGUUGGGGCAAACCCGGGCGAGAACUGGCGCAACACGCAAUCCACGCCAUUCGACUCCACGCCAAGCAGUAGGGUCCAGUCAGCUCUUAUUCGUCAGUCGUCGCAGAGCAGUCGCCAGUCUCAUAGAGACUCUUCGAGUACCAGGCCAUCGAGAAAUGGCGGCGACAGUCCUACACUGCCCGCUCAACUGACCAGCUCCGGGUCUUACACUCACCUACAAGACAUGAUCAACUCGAACAAGGUGAUAAAAUCAGGGCUGCACCAGUCGCUAGCUAAUGACAGCGUUCCUUCGCUGGCCUUGAGUCACCACGACUCGACCUCCGAACGGCCCCCUUCCCACAUGCAACCGAUUAUGCCGCCAGCAAGUACCCCACUGUCGACCACUGAACACAGUGAGGAGCCCAACAUUCGCCAUCUUUACCGUCAGAUUCUUCUUCUCCAUAACGAUCUGACCUUCGAGCGGUUUAUGAAGCAGCAGCACCUGACGCAUAUGGGAGCACUGCGGAGGCGACAGGUCCGAGAGGCUGCCUCGGAGGCCGAGACGCAGAAUUUGAUCAUGGCAAACCGGCAUCUCAAGCAACGACUUGAGGAAGCCAAGAAGAACGAGACCCAGGUCAAGAAAGAUUCGGAGAAGAGCCGGACACUAGCAAAGAAGUGGGAAGCAGACCUCUCAGCUAAAUUGAGGGCGAUUCGCGACGAACAGAAGAAAUGGCUCAGCGAAGGCGACAGCCUUCGAAGGGACUUGGACGCAGCGAAAACGGAAGCCGAAAACCUUCGUCAGCUUGUAUGUGACGCUGAAGUGAAGGAACUUGGGUGGAAGCAAAGCAUGCAAGCUGUCGAGGCGAAUGCCAGCGAACUGGAGCGGUUGAGGAAGGAAGUGAAACGAUUGACAGUAAUUGAGCGGACGUUGCAAGCCAAGGAGACGGAACGUGAGGCUUCGAUGACUCGAGCAGCCGAGGCUGACAGCCGAUCUGAGAUGCUGAAGAUGAAGCUUGAAGCUCGAGAUGCGGAGCUUCGCCAGACUCACAAUCUAUAUCAAUCCCAGAUCGUUGUGCUCAAUGCGAAACUUCACGAUGCACUGAAGAACGGAGAGGAACAGCGAAAUUUUGAUGCAAUCAACCACCAGUUCGAGAGUACACUCGCCGCAAGCAGGGCGCAACAGGGCGAGUUGAGGAAGCGUAUCGCAGAGCUGACACGAAAGAACAAGGUCUUGAGCAAUACUGUGUCGGAACUACAACUGUCGAUAUUGAGCCGAUCAAAUUCGGACUCGCAUCCGCCAGCAUCGCCCAGCGGCGAACUUUCUUUGCAUUCUUCGGAUACGGGCAGCCUAUUGAGUUUUCGUAAUCGUUCGUAUAUUGGUCUAGCAGAAUCCGAGGGAUCGGAGGUAAUGUCGCACAACUCGACGCUACCGCUGGGGCAAUACAAUGCUGUGACACCUGUCAGUAGCCACCCGCAGCAGCGGCCGUCGACGCCCGAUGCCGAAACGUCGGGCUCCGCUAGCAAGGGCAGUCCUAAUACAGAUCGGUACCACGGAAGAGGUGAGCAACCAAUUCCGUAGCGCGUCCAAGAACUGCUGCUCACGACUCUCGCAGGGGGUGUACAAAAUACGAUUCGGAAGGAUAGGAAAGAGAAGAAAUCGGUUGGUAUCCGAGGUAUUCGCGGCUUCAUAUAAAGCGAAUUGGGUGUUGCGUCGAGAGGCUUAAGGGAACAAACCGCGGCAUCUCUGGGUGCCGGGUGUUGAGAACGAAGUGGCCAGGCAAGAUAUGCAAAAGAGCCAACCAGGUGCAAAACCGAGUACCAACAACCAUGUAGAACUAGGCGGCGGCCCACACUGAGCUCUCUCUGGGCUGUCAAACUCGACUCAAUUAAUUGAACAGGGUG